GGUGAUGUCGAGAAGGUCUUCGUGAAUCGUGAAUAUUCGACCAUUACGACGACCGUGUAUGUAUUCUCUGGGCUGUCCUGUACACAAAUUAUUGUGAAGAAUCUAAGAUAAUCUGUAAUCAGUACAAACACGAGAAAUAACUAGCACAAAUGGAAGCUCUAGGUUCAUCCCAUGAGAAUCAAAAUCAGGUCCAAAAAAAUCUAUCAGGAUUGAAACAUGCACUGCAUGGGACAUCGUAUCAAUUGGAGCUUGGGAUGGUUGUUUGCCUGGCAAAUGUUAAAAAGGCUUUCGACCCGGCCAACGGCUUCAGUUUCACGGUCGCGGCGGAGGAUCCUUCAGCUGGAAUGUUCGAUGACAUCGUGUAUAACUUCGAGGAUGGUGAAAAGAAAGGAAUACUGAAGAUACAAGUCAAACACAAAUUGGGAUCGCCUGCUCCCAACAUAACGGUGACGAAUUUCACAACCACCAGGGAUACAAAGAAUUCGUUUGCUAUUCUGAAGUACUUCACCUCAUUCUGUGAUCAACAACAAUCAACAACCGAUCUGGAGGGAUUCAUCAUUUGCACCAAUGCAGAUAUAACCGACAAAGCAAAGGAAAUGUGGAAAACUGUCGUUCCAGCUGUCACGGACGAUUCAGCGACAUCUCUGGAUUCCUAUGUCUCAUCGUUAUUCGAUAGUAUUGGAGGUAAAUACUAUCAAUUGAACUACGAUAAACUAUGGGCUGCGGACGGUACGUUUAGCAAUUUUCAUCAACUAUUACGGAAAUGUUCCAAGCGUGCUAGACUAGCAAAGCUAUUGGUCGAAGCUACUAAACCCAACAAGAACAUAACGAACAGCAAUUCUCUCUUUAAAGAGUAUCGUCAAGCCAUUUUGAAUGUAAUAGAGAGGAAGAUAGAUGAAGCUUCAACGAGUGAUUCAUACGGGUUUACAAAUGAAUUUCUGGAUUCAUCCUUCUUCAACUCAAUGCCAGGAUAUGAAGCAUUUAGACAAGAGUUUGAAGAACAAUACCAAGAAGAAUUCACGAUCGGGGGAUGUGUAUGGGAUGUUUUGAAACAGAAACGGGUGUAUGUUUCGCAACCAUUUCUGUCAGAUGAAAACAAUCCAGACCCAUCUUCAGAAACAUUUCCCAAUGAUAAUGUCGAUGAAUCCUUCAAAUCAUUUUGCGAUCGGUUUCGUUUGGUUUGUGGCACUUACAGUGGGCAAAGGUUGGAUGACGCAAUAGUAGAAAUUUGGAGAAGUUUGCAUACUGAUUAUGAUCACAUGGCUAUUGGUCAUCGGAAGGGAUGCCUAGAGGAGAAAGUAGCUACCGAACGACUAUUUAAAACGAAUUUUGAUUGGGUGAUGGAUCCAUUUGCCAAACCAUUGCAGUCAGAGGAUAUAAAAAAGGAUUUCGAAAAUAUCGAAAACACUCUAGCAUACAUGAAAUUGAAGGGUAUCUCUGAUAAACUAGGCAGGAAAGUUGUGACGUCGUCAUUUCGACUUAGUCACGACGUUCUUGAAGCUUCUAGCUUAUAUAAGCGAGUUGAAACAGAAAGCUUUCUGCAGCUUGAGGCAUACGACAUUCCUUUUGGGGCGACGGUAAUAUCAGACAUUUUGCUUGUACAGGGAUAA
Anopheles darlingi is the source of this 1610-nucleotide messenger RNA. RefSeq lists its product as uncharacterized. The coding region runs from base 150 to 1610 and encodes 486 amino acids. The record is from RefSeq and is a predicted model, not a curated record. Lineage: Eukaryota; Metazoa; Arthropoda; Insecta; Diptera; Culicidae. The transcript is spliced from 3 exons.